AUUGGAGGUUGGCUUGAGGUGUAUCUUGGCCUCAUUGGGAUCAAAUUUUGGUGAGGCCAUGACAGCAUGCAUUGCCAUUUGUUCUUGGUUUUGAAUGUUCAUUUUCUCCAGGAAUCCUGCUAUCUUUUAUCUCGCAUUUGGGCUCAGCAAUUAGAGGCUGAAGGAUAGAUGAUUCUGUGAGAGAAGAAAAUGCGAGCCAUUAGAUUAUAAUCCUAGUGGUUGAACAGAUGAAUUAAGACUAUUGUAAGGUGAAUACUGAAACAAGUAGUAAUGGAGCCUUUCACCAAGCUGGCAGAGAAUGAGACUGCUCAGUUACAGAGAGCAGUAUUUGCCCAGUACAUUAUGAUGAAAAAACUAUUCAUGGAGCUAGAAGAGGAAAGGGAAGCUUCAUCAAGUGCUGCAAGCGCGGCCUUGUCAAUGAUUAGAAAACUUCAGAAAGAAAAGGAGGCAGAGAGAAUGGAAGCAUGUCAGUAUAGAAGAAUGGCUGAAGAAAGGAUGAAUCAUAGUGACAAAGCUCUAGAGAUCGUGAAAGAAGUCAUGCAGCAGAAGGAACUGGAGAUCUAUUAUCUCAGGAACCAACUGCAGGUGUAUAAACAAAGGUUACUAGGUGUUGGUAUCGAUGAUUGUGAUAUUGCAGAUGAGACAAUAACAAAAAAUAUACCUUUGUUUGGAAGCAGAGAUGUAGAGAAUCUUUGUUAUACCAUCAAAAGGAAUUUCUCUCUUCCAACUUUUCAGUUGAGUAAACGCUUUGCUGAAAUGGGCAUGAACAAAAACAAUGGAUCGAUUGCGUCAACAAGGAGCAGGCUAAGUGUUUACAUGCACAAUUCUAGUGAAAAUGAACUGCAACAAGUUUCCAGCGAACUGAAAGCCAUAGGUUCCAAGGAAAGCUUACCAGCAGAUAUGGACAGUACUGAAAAGCAUGGAGAAGAACCAAAACCUUCAAGCAACAGUAGCAGUACUGAACACUCUUAUCCAUCGGAAGGGUCUUCUCCUUCUUCCUCGUUCUUAAUGGAGGGUCAUCAUACAGAUAUAUGCAGUCAAAGAGCAACACUGGUUGGGAAAGAUGUCCAAGACACGCUACAUCCUGAUCCACUCGAGUCAAUGCGUCCAGACAAUGAAAUGGAUAAAACUGCAGCUCAUCAUAUAGGUCAUGUUGACACAUUCAAACAUCCAGAACUAAGCAAGGCGCCAGCAGAAUACUCAUGUACUCCUAAUAAACAUGGCAUCAACACAAAGGAAUCUGAAAUGCCUCACGCGGUUACUCUGAAAGAUAAAGGGUCCCAUGUGCUUUCGAAGUUUUCAGCGACACGAAAAGUUGGCUCCAUGAAUAACGUUGACAGACAUGUCCGUGUAACUGCGGGGAGUUCUACGCCACGAGCUGGAAUUGAGAGAACAAGAUCAAGGCUGAAGCGUGUUCAAAGUGAAAAGAUGAUUGAGCUAAAUGAUCCUAAGAAGAACAAGGAGCAGAUCAUAAUGCUCAAGGAGGUAUACGAGCAGCUUAACAUGAUAGAAGCACACAUGAGACCUUCCAGUUCACAGGAGACCCCUAGAAAUGACCAGUCGUUGGAUUCCGUUAUGGAGGCGGCUCUGUCCUUCUCCAUAUAGUCCAGCAAUUCAAGUUCUGAUGUAGCUUGAAGGUAUAAGCCUAAAAGGUCAUUGUGUUUGCUUGCUUUUCAAGAUCGUCUUGGAACAAAGACAAUUUUUGGUAUUAGGUAUCUGAAUUUCUCCGUCACAUCAAACUGAGGUGUAAUCUGAAGAAGUUCAGCACAAACUCGAGUCAUAACAUUUGUAUAUACGCUACCUGAAAUGUGUGCAGUCGACACCUAGCAACUCAUUUUUGAAGAAAUGUGGGCACUGAGUCCUGCUGACCUGAUGCCCACCCUAACAUACCGGUGUAAUGUUUUGGACAUUUCAUCUUUUUAGGAUCCUUGGAUUGAAGCAGGCUGCAUCCCAAGCAACUAGCAGCCUCUGGUCGUGGGCUGGCGCAAGAGAAUUGUAGAACUUCUAUAUCUUAUAACUAGUAUUGAUGACUGUUUUUUUUUGG
Molecule: messenger RNA, 2044 nt
Organism: Hordeum vulgare subsp. vulgare (domesticated barley)
Lineage: Eukaryota; Viridiplantae; Streptophyta; Magnoliopsida; Poales; Poaceae
Exons: 4
Coding region: 271-1605 (444 amino acids)
Source: RefSeq, a predicted model, not a curated record